GGCGGUUGCAACUCGUGCCUCAUAAUUGUAUUCUAUGAUUUUCUAAUUUAGGUUUCCCCUUCCGAUGGACUGGCAAGACUCACAAGCAGAAAUGGGUUAUUCUUUCAGAGACCCGCUGUUGGAGGGUCCCUCAAACGUGCAUGAGACUCAAUUGCACAACUCAAACGCGCCUCUUGAGCCUGAAGAUGAUCCCAAUGCGUAUAGCGAUGGAUUGACGAUGGAAGAGCGCAUUGCAAAGUACACCACCUCGAUAACGUCAAGCGUCGUCGAUUAUCCCAUAGAAUAUGGUCGUCGGUACCACGCCUAUCGCCCCGGCAGUAUGUUCAAAAACUUUGCCGCUGCUGUUUUCAUUCUUAUUCUACAGAGCCGACAUGUUGGGGGGUAUGAAAUGGACAGACUCGAUUAUGCUCAUGCCAUGAUUGUCAAGGCAAUAGGGAGCAGGCUCUUCCACGCCCCUCUAGACAAGGACAAGAUCCGUGCGAUUCUUGACAUUGGAACAGGAACUGGGAUCUGGGCCGUGGAAAUGGGCGAUAUUUUCGAGAAUGCCGAGGUUUUUGGGAAUGACUUGAGCGCCAUUCAACCCGAAUGGACUCCUGCCAACGUCAGUUUUGAGAUUGACGACGUUGAGAGCCCCUGGGUCACAGAAAAUAAGUACGACUUCAUCAUGUGCCGCUACAUGACGGCCUCAAUCACAGAUUGGCCCAAGCUGGUUCAAAACAUCUACGACCACCUAAACCCAGGCGGCUGGGUGGAGUUCCAGGACAUGAACCCGGAGUUCUACUCCGAGGACGGCAGCUACACGAAGGACCACGCAACCUACCAAUGGAACCAGGCCUUCCUCGGCGCCAUCCGCGCCACGGGGCGCGACCCGACGCCGGGCCCCACGCACGAGCGCCGCGUCCGGGCCGCGGGCUUCGCCAACGUCACGGCGCUCAAGUUCAAGGCGCCGCUGACGCCCUGGGCGCGAGAUCAGCACUAUCGCGAUCUGGGCAUGAUGAACUUGCGGCUGACGGUGGACGGUCUGGAAGGGUUCUCGGUGAAGAUGUUUACCGAGGUGCUCGGGCGCUCGAGGGCGGCUGUCCAGGUGGAGAUUGCGCAUGUGAGGAACGAGUUGAGGGCUUGGCCGCCUGCUUUUCAUGCCAUGGUUGAUUAUGACGUUGUAUAUGGGCAAAAACCAUUCGCAUGAUCCGAAGAUCUGGGUCAGGAGCGAGCAUUGAAAUUUUCGAAAUAAGGGGUUCCUGUUGUCGAUUCUUUUCGCCGUCAGAUAUUCCGUCUGUCUGUGUUAUUUUAUAUUUGAUACCCACGUUGCCAGUCAAGACAGGAAGCCACCAUCAAAAUUCGAUACAGGCAUAGACGAAAACUAAAUUAACAAACUUGAGACCUGAGUCCGCAGGGAAUUAUUCAAUGAGAAUCAUCCUAAUGCCUCCUAGCCUUGUGCUAAGCUGAAUCAAUG
Molecule: messenger RNA, 1453 nt
Organism: Colletotrichum scovillei
Lineage: Eukaryota; Fungi; Ascomycota; Sordariomycetes; Glomerellales; Glomerellaceae
Product: methyltransferase
Exons: 9
Coding region: 65-1186 (373 amino acids)
Molecular function (GO): methyltransferase activity
Source: RefSeq, a predicted model, not a curated record